This is a messenger RNA of Trypanosoma grayi, 2592 nucleotides long. RefSeq names its product mismatch repair protein MLH1. Lineage: Eukaryota; Euglenozoa; Kinetoplastea; Trypanosomatida; Trypanosomatidae. Gene Ontology annotation, biological process: mismatch repair. Gene Ontology annotation, cellular component: MutLalpha complex. The transcript has a single exon. The record is from RefSeq and is a predicted model, not a curated record. The coding region runs from base 1 to 2592 and encodes 863 amino acids. Gene Ontology annotation, molecular function: ATP hydrolysis activity; mismatched DNA binding; ATP binding.
AUGAGGCGUAUUGAGCGCCUUUCCGAAAGCGUCAUCAACCGCAUUGCCGCCGGAGAAGUUGUGCAGCGGCCGAGCGCGGCGCUGAAGGAGCUGCUGGAAAACGCACUGGACGCGGGGAGUACCUCGAUUCAGGUGCUCGCGCAGGAUGGCGGGUUGCAGUUGCUGCAGGUGGCCGACGAUGGCCAUGGCAUCUGCUAUGAUGAUCUACCGCUUCUAUGCGAGCGCUACGCCACCAGCAAGCUGCGUGCGUUCGAGGACUUGAGCCGAAUCAGUUCCUUUGGCUUCCGCGGUGAGGCGCUGAGCUCCAUCUCAUAUGUGUCAAGAGUGACCGUUACAACAAUGCGUCGCGCUGUACCCGACGAGACAUCCGCAGGCACACUGGCGUGGCGUUGCCACUUCAUGGAUGGGGCUAUGCAAGGGGAACCGAAGCCGUGUGCUGGCAACCCCGGCACCUGUAUACGCGUGGAGAAGAUGUUCUACAACGCUGUUGUGCGUCGACGCGCACUGAGCCGCCCCUCGGAGGAGUACAGUCGCAUUGUUGCAAUCGUGUCGCGAUACGCCUUGGCGUUCCCACAUGUUGCAUUCUCGUGUCGCCGUGAAGAAGGAAGCAUCAGCAACGGUGGAAAGGCGGAGGUGGUAUUUCCCAAGGAAUCCACAACACUCGCAAACAUUCGCCUCUUCCACGGCGCGGUGAUCGCGUCACACCUGCACGAGUUGCGAUGUGUGGGCUCUCGUGCAGAUACUUGCUCACCUGCAGACGUGCUGGCAACAACGGGUGACGCAGGAGCAGACUGCUUUCACAUUACUGGCUACACGAGUGGCCUGGCCCUCCCCAACCGCAAGUCGUACCUCUGUCUGUUCGUCAACAGCCGGUUGGUAGAGAGCGCUGUGGUGAGGCGAGCGUUGGACACGGUGUACAGCGGUGUGCUGACGGGUGGAAACCAUCCAUUCACUGUGCUUUUUAUCACGGUGCCCCCCGAUCGUGUGGAUGUGAACAUUCACCCCACGAAGCACGAAGUCUGCUUGCUCGACGAGGAGAUAAUCGUCGCACGGCUGUCGGAGGCAGUUCGUGCUGCACUGAUGGACUCUGCAGCACGCCGGCAAAUAAAUACACGGCCGAUUCUUGCCAAGGCAGCGGCGCUUGGUGACAGAGGGGCCCAGUUGCAACAACUUUCAUCGUCACUGCCCGCUGCAGGUGGUGUGACGGCAGCGCCUUGCACGCUUGUGCGAGUAGAGCCGCAGCGUGGCGCACUCGACGCGUAUAUGCGGCGUGCAUCGGUACUCCCGGGGGCGGAGGGGAAUACGGUGCUCUUGGACGACAAUGACGGCGGCGACAAGGAUGGUGAGCGUAAACAUUCCGGAGCCUCGGAGGCAGUGGCCCUCGUCAAGACAGAAGUUGUGGAGUCCCGGGAAGAACAAGGUGCGCGGGUGAUGACGGUUGCGGCAACGACAGCCGUGGAGACGGACGCUCCCCCAACAACAGCUUCACUUGUUGCCUCUAUCAUGAGGCUGGGUGGUGGUGGUGGUGGUGCGAACAGCGCGGAUGAUGCAACGAAGGAGGAAGAUGAUGAAGAUGAAGAGGAAGAGGACGGUGGUUACGUAAUGCAACACUUCAAACGCCACAGGAGGGAAAUACACGAAGCGGUUGGCUCAGCGGAUGGAAGUGGUGAGCCAACAACAACAGCGCCAGAAAGAGGAACGGGAAAAGAAACUGCAGUUGUGGAAACGGAUCUCGUGACUGAUGGAAUCUUGAAGGUUACUCCCGACAACUGUGAGGAUCUUCUUCUUACGAGUGUGGCGACUAUCGUGGCGUUUAUCCGCCAGGCGACUUCCCCUACUGCCCAGUCGCUUUUUGAAAAACUUGCAUAUGUGGGCGUGGUGAAUGGACGCUUUUUCCUUGCGCAGUCCGGGACGACGCUCUACGCCAUCGACACACUUCGCCUUGUGAGGCUUGUGGUGUACCAGCGCAUCUUUCUGCGGUGGGCGGCAGCGUCGGUGCCGGCGCCGCCACAGCUAGUGCUGCAAGAUCCCGUAAAGGUGUCAGACCUGCUGCGCUUUGCAUUACAGCAGGACGUGCAGUUGCCGUCUGGUACUGCCCCGUGCGAGGACACGCAGCGGAUUGUCACUCGGAUGGAACGGCGCCUGCGGCACUGGCGUUGCAUGCUGCAGGAGUACUUCGCCAUUGAAAUUACGGAUGACGGGCACCUUGUGGCGUUGCCAUUCGGGCUGAACGCGUCGUGGCCGCCUCCGCCGCGCGUUGUACCUCUUUUUGUGUGGCGUCUGGCUGCAGAGGUGCCGUACGAUGGCGGCGAUGAGGCCGCCUGUUUCACCGCCAUUGCGCGGCACAUCGCAGACACUCUCUACAGCCUGCGUCUGCACGAUGCGUGGUGCAGUGCGCCAGUGCCAGCCGAUGAUGCGGGGGAGGUGGCGCGGGACGGUGUGCCUUCGCUAGUCGACGCGAUUCGCUUCGGUCUCGUGCCGUGCGCGACCAGCAUGAAGUUCUUCGCCCCGCCGGCAGAUGCGUUGAUCGACGGUACAGUGCAGACAGUGGUGUCGGUGGAGGAACUCUACAAGGUGUUCGAACGCUGCUGA